AUGACGACAGUCCCCGAGCCGAUUGUGGACGGAGGACUGCAGUCCCCCCGAGAUUCGGCUCUGGGAGACGAAGUGGACUCCUCAACAACUACUUUGGACUCAGCUGCCACCGAUUACCGAUACCAAAAUGGCCGCUGGUACUACGCAGACGACGACCGAUCCCUGUACCUCUUCCCCAACGACGAGAUGGAGCAAGAGAGACUCGAUCUCGAUAACGCGGUGUGGAAGCUCACGUUGGGAGGAGAAAAGAUGUUUAUGGCACCCAUCGAGCAGCCACAGAAAAUCUUGGAUCUCGGCACCGGCACCGGCAUCUGGGCGAUUCAAGUAGCUGACCAGCACCCGGGGGCAAUUGUGACCGGUAUUGAUAUAAGCCCGAUCCAACCCACAUUGGUUCCGCCAAACUGCAAAUUCGAAUACUUUGACUACAACCUUGAUUGGAAUUUUCAUCCUCAUGACCUCAUCUUCUGUCGUCUCCCCCCUGGUGGUCUUCGGACGCCCGAGGCUCUCUUCCAGAAAGCCUUCAGACAGCUCCAGCCCGGUGGAUGGUUUGAAAUCCAUGGAGUUUGUCUUCCCACGUCUGAUGACGAGACGAUUCCGCCAGACAGUGCACUUCAUGGAUGGAUCAACCACAUGAGCAACGCUCUCGAGAGAGCAGACCGCGAUCCGUCUUUGGAUCUCGGUCGAAAGUACGAGGACAUCCUUCGGAAUGAGAAUUUCGUCGGCAUAGCCCGAAUGGAAUACAAAGUCCCGCAGAAUGAAUGGCCCAAGGAUGACUCUCUCAAAGAGUUGGGUAGAUACAACGUGGAAAGUCUCGAUAUGGGCAUUGAGGCAUUCUCGAUGCGUCCAUUCACCGAAUUCCUCGGGUGGACGCCAGAAGAAGUCAAAGUGAGUGAGGCGCUUGUUCGCCGGGAACUCCGCGAUCGAUCAAUUCAUGCAUAUUGGCCACGGUAA
Fonsecaea monophora is the source of this 951-nucleotide messenger RNA. RefSeq lists its product as hypothetical. Gene Ontology annotation, molecular function: methyltransferase activity. The coding region runs from base 1 to 951 and encodes 316 amino acids. Lineage: Eukaryota; Fungi; Ascomycota; Eurotiomycetes; Chaetothyriales; Herpotrichiellaceae. The transcript is spliced from 2 exons. The record is from RefSeq and is a predicted model, not a curated record.